UUGUACAGAUCUUUUGGUAUACAUGUAUAAUGUCUAGUUUAUAAUUCUAGUAACAGAAUUUCUGGGAUCAUGAAUUCCCUUAUAAUUGCCAGUAGUUUUCAGCUGAUUUUCUUGGAUCUCUCAGAUAUGCAGUCAUAUCCUCUACAGAUAAUUUUGUCUAAUUGUAUUAUCAUGUAGUUUCACAGUAGUUUAAAAAUUGUGGACUUGCAGUAUCCUUGUCAAGUUUCCAGUUUUAAUGAGAAUGACUUUAAUGUUUUAUCUUUGGGUUUAAGAUGUUUGUAUGUCUUUUGCUUUGUUUUGUUUUGCAUGCUUUGUCUGUAGUUUUAAAUGAAGGAUGCAUGUUGAAUUUUAAUAAGUAUACUUUUUAGCAUCCAUUAAAAUAAUCAUAUGGCUUUUCUUAUUUGAUGUUAUUAUAAAAGCUUAAAGUUAAUGGCUUUCCUAAUUUGAACCUUCCUUUUCUUUCUGGAAUAAACUACCACUUUACCAUGAUAUAAUAUGCUUUGGUAUUAUAACAGAUUGAAGUUUCCAAAGAUGGCCUUACUUAUUGUUGGGGUGAUCAGACCCAACACCAGGUCGUGGGGGUAACAAAGUCCGGCGGAGUCAAAGGAUUGAGAAAAAGACAGUGAGAGAGAAAAAAAGAAAGCCUGAUCUUUGACCAGAUGGCAGUAACAUUUGAAGAUGUGACUAUUAUUUUUACUUGGGAGGAGUGGAAAUUCCUGGAUUCUUCUCAAAAAAGCCUCUACAGGGAGGUCAUGUGGGAGAACUACACAAAUGUCAUGUUAGUAGAAAACUGGAAUGAGAGCUGCAAAUCCCAAGAAGAAAAACUCAGAUACUUAGAAUAUGAAAAUUUUUCCUGCUGGCAAGGCUGGUGGAAUGCUGGCGCCCGGAUGUAUGAGAAUCAGAACUAUGGGGAAACUGUUCAAGGGACAGAUUCCAAAGACCUAACACAGCAAGAUCAUUCCCAGUGUCAGGAAUGGUUAAUACUCUCCACACAAGUACCAGGGUAUGGGAACUAUGAACUGACUUUUCAAAGCGAAAGUCAUAGGAACUUAAAAUAUGAAAAUUUUAUGCCUUGGCAAUCCUUAGAAACAAAAACCACUCAAGACUAUGGUAGAGAAAUCUACGUGAGUGGUUCACAUGGUUUUCAAGGGGGCAGAUACCGUCUUGGCAUAUCCAGGAAAAACCUCUCCAUGGAAAAAGAACAGAAGCUCAUAGUUCAGCAUUCUUAUAUCCCAGUGGAGGAAGCCCUUCCACAGUACGUUGGGGUGAUAUGUCAAAAAGACCUACUGACAGAUUCAAUGGAAGAAAAGUACUGUGGAUGUAAUAAAUGUAAAGAAAUUUAUUAUUGGAACUCACAGUGUGUUUUCCACAAGAGAAAUCAACCUGGAGAAAACCUCUAUCAAUGCUCCAUCCGUAAAGCAUGCUUCUCUCAGAGAUCAGACUUGUAUAGACAUCCAAGAAUCCACAUAGGUAAGAAGCUGUACGGAUGUGAUGAAGUUGACAGUAACUUUCAACAGAGCUCAGGAGUUCACUUUCAUCAGAGAGUUCACAUAGGGGAGGUACCUUAUAGCUGUAAUGCAUGUGAUAAGAGCUUCAGCCGGAUCUCUAGUCUUCACAAUCAUCAAAGAGUCCACACAGAAGAGAAAUUCUAUAAAAUUGAGUGUGAUAAAGACCUCAGUAGAAAUUCAUUACUUCACAUUCACCAGAGACUUCACAUAGGAGAAAAGCCUUUUAAGUGCAAUCAGUGUGGUAAGAGUUUUAAUCGGAGUUCAGUACUUCAUGUUCAUCAGAGAGUCCACACAGGAGAAAAACCAUAUAAGUGUGAUGAGUGUGGUAAGGGUUUCAGCCAGAGCUCAAAUCUUCGAAUUCAUCAGUUAGUACACACAGGAAAGAAAUCUUAUAAAUGCGAAGACUGUGGUAAAGGCUUUACCCAGCGCUCAAAUCUUCAAAUUCAUCAGAGAGUGCAUACAGGAGAGAAACCUUAUAAAUGUGAUGACUGUGGAAAGGACUUUAGUCACAGCUCAGAUCUUCGCAUUCAUCAGAGAGUCCAUACAGGGGAGAAACCCUAUACUUGUCCUGAAUGUGGGAAGGGCUUCAGUAAGAGUUCAAAGCUUCACACUCAUCAAAGAGUACAUACUGGAGAGAAACCCUACAAAUGUGAAGAGUGUGGCAAGGGAUUCAGUCAGCGUUCACAUCUUCUCAUUCAUCAGAGAGUCCAUACAGGAGAAAAGCCCUAUAAAUGUGAUGAUUGUGGAAAGGGUUUUAGUCACAGUUCUAAUCUUCACAUUCAUCAGAGGGUCCAUACAGGAGAGAAGCCUUAUCAAUGUGCUAAGUGUGGUAAAGGUUUCAGUCAUAGCUCAGCUCUUCGAAUUCAUCAAAGAGUCCACGCAGGAGAGAAACCUUAUAAAUGCCGUGAAUAUUAUAGGGGAUUUGAUCAUAAUUCACAUCUUCACAAUAAUCAUAGAAGAGGAAACUUAUAAAUAUUGUUCAUUUAGUUAACAGCUUUAAUCAAAGUUUACCUAACCUUUAAACCCUAUAAAUGCUGCUGUUAAGGAAAUCUUAUAAAUAAUACAAGUAAUCCCAAGCAACAUUUAUAGUUUCCCCUAUCUCCCACUAAGAAUUAUUUGCUUCAAAAGGAGAUCUUUAGAAAAAUCCCUAUAUAUUUAAAAUUAUAGUGUAUUUUUCUUUACCUACUAUAAAUAUAAUACAGUCAUAAAUAUAUUAAACAUUUAAGGAGGAAACUUCAUCCUAUUUCAUUCUAGUCUUUUUUUCUGUGCAUUUUAAUGUGCAUGAAAUUAUACUGUGUGUUCAACUUUGUAUUUUCACUGACUUCAAAAUAUUUACUUAAAUUUUGGUUUGAAUUGAAACUGGUUGGCCAUCUGUUAAACAACAUCUCUUAACUCCCCUAAAAAGUCCCUAGGAACUAACAGAAAAGAUGGAAACACACAAAACUUAAAACUGUUUUGUCCAGUAGAAUUCAAUUGUUUAUGGACAAAAGCCACCUAAUAAAAGAUAGGAAAGCAUUGUAUGACAUUGUGUCUGAGACAGUGUAUCUCUGAGUUUUUAUCUCUGUCAACCAGAAAACCUAGGGACUGUCCUUCUGCUGCAGGGUGCUUCACUUUGAGGUGACCACAGUGCACUCUUAUCCCUUCCCUUUCCUGGUUUUCCAUGCUUAAUAAUAGGUUCAGAUACCAAAUAACAAGAAGUACAGAAUUUUCUCUAAGUAAGGUGUGAAGGGUAUGGACAAAAGUGCUAGAAAUGGAAGAUACUCUAUUGGUUCGGAAUUAGAGAUCCAAGCAGUAGAAUUUUAUUUAAUCUCAGUAGAACAGAGUGGUAAUAGAGAAAUAUCUGCAAGGACAGCAUUGAACUCAGAACUCUGUGCAACGAUGAAGAACCCUGAAGCUAAUUAUGUAAGAAGAGAGUUUGGCCAUUAUCUCAGAAUAGAGUUAAUAGGAAUACACAGUCCUAAUUAUUGAUAUACAAAUAUGCUGAAGUAAUACCAAGAGAAAAAAAAAGUGGACAUGUUUAGGAAAAUUAGAGGGAAUUGCAAUACUGAAGAAAAGAAUAUCAUCCUAAAGACUUGGACACUUAUUGCCCUGAAAAUUAGCUGCUGCAGGCUUCAGAGGAAAUUUCCAGAAAUGUUGGUGUCCUCAGUGGCAUAACAGAAUCUGAACUCAAUAAAGCUAGAGUAGAAAUACACAAGUAGAGAAGAGUCUCUAAAGUGAAAAGAGAAAUAAA
Symphalangus syndactylus (siamang) is the source of this 3738-nucleotide messenger RNA. It is a transcript of the gene ZNF214, whose product is annotated as zinc finger protein 214. The record is from RefSeq and is a predicted model, not a curated record. NCBI's taxonomy places the organism in Eukaryota, Metazoa, Chordata, Mammalia, Primates, Hylobatidae. Gene Ontology annotation, biological process: regulation of DNA-templated transcription. Gene Ontology annotation, molecular function: RNA polymerase II cis-regulatory region sequence-specific DNA binding; DNA-binding transcription factor activity, RNA polymerase II-specific.